Poecilia reticulata (guppy) is the source of this 1480-nucleotide messenger RNA. RefSeq names its product patatin-like phospholipase domain-containing protein 2. The record is from RefSeq and is a predicted model, not a curated record. Gene Ontology annotation, cellular component: lipid droplet; membrane; cytoplasm. Gene Ontology annotation, biological process: triglyceride catabolic process; lipid homeostasis. NCBI's taxonomy places the organism in Eukaryota, Metazoa, Chordata, Actinopteri, Cyprinodontiformes, Poeciliidae. Gene Ontology annotation, molecular function: triacylglycerol lipase activity.
UGUGAAGGUGAGUGAGUGGGUCGUACUUUUUCCUGUUUUGUAACGUUUGAUCCUGCUAAGCCCCGCCCCUUCAAGAUAACACGUUUCUUCAGCCCAGCGGGGAAUCAGCUGCGGCGUGGAGAUCCCUGCAAAGGAUCGGGAGAUAAGAAUGGUUUGAGUUCUGCUGAACGGGAGACGGAGGGAGAAUGGUGGACCUGUCCUCGGAGUGGAACAUCUCUUUCGCAGGCUGUGGAUUUAGGAGCAUCUACUACGUCGGAGUAUUGAGCUGCAUCCUGGAGCGGGUCCCUCAGCUGCUGCAUGGAGCCGCUAUGUUCGGGGGGGCCUCCUCCGGUUGUCUGGUGGCAGCAGCCUUGGCUGUGGGAAUUCCCAUUGAACAGCUGUGUUUCAGCAUUUUAAACAUGGCAAAGGAGGCCAGAAAACACAUUCUGGGAGUUUUCCACCCGACCUUCAGGAUGCUGCAGACGGUGCGUCACUCUCUGCUGGAGAAGCUUCCACAGGACGCCCACCUGCGGGCGUCAGGGAGGCUCUGCGUGUCCCUCACCAGACUGGCGGACGGACAAAAUGUGCUGGUUUCGAAGUUUGACACCAGAGAGGAACUGAUUCAGGUUCUCAUGUGCAGCUGCUUUUUUCCCAUCUACUGUGGCUUUAAACCACUGUCAUACCACGGAGUGCUCUAUGUGGAUGGAGCUCUGAGCAACAACAUGCCCCUGUUUGAGCACAGAAACACCAUCACCAUGGCCCCCUUCUCAGGCGAGAGCGACAUCUGCCCCAGGGAGGGGACCUUCAACUUUUUCGAGGCCCACUACGGCAACGUGAGCAUUCAGGUUAACACCGGCAACGUGUACCGUGUGUGUACAUCGUUCCUCCCUCCGACUCUGGAGAAGUUAGCUGAGAUCUGCCACAAUGGCUACACGGACGCUCUUCGUUUCUUGAAAGAAAGGGAUCUGCUCAGUGUAAAGCAUGUCCCUCGGAGUUUAUCGCUUGGGAAAGGCUGGACCACACCUCCUUGUCGUGAGCGUGGAAAAGAGCGGGCUAAAGCAGAAGAGGCCAGGCUGAGGAAGAUGCUGCAGUGCAAAGGAAACCCUCAGCAGGAAGAGCAGACACAGCUCAGCCACAAAGUCACCCACAGCCUCCCCGCCGGCAUCCAGGAAGUGCUGUGUGAGGCGUGCCUGCAUAACCGCAACCCAAUCAGCUGGUGGUCUCGAUUUACUCACUUCCUCCCAAUAAAACUCAUCAUUUACAUGCUGACCCUGCCCCUCCGGCCUAUCCAGCUCAGCCUCUCGCUCGCCAAAGAACAAGUCCUUUGGCUCGGACCGCACAGAGGGAGACACAAAGUCUGAACCCAGACUACUUUUAGUCCAGUUGUUAAUUUGGUCCUUUGUUGGUUUUUGUAUCAGGAGAAGAUUCUCUAGAAAAUAUCAAGAUGAUGUUAGACACAGAAAGCAUGUCAAAAUGUUAAAAAAAAAGGAAAGUGUCCAUU